UUGAGCGGACGCAUAAGCUCGGGCCAUUGACUUGUGUUUGGCAUUCAGCGAAGGUUUCGUGGCUUAGUUCUUUAAAGUCAUUGGUAAAAGUGCAUUGAAGGUCGAUCGAUAUUGAAAAAAAUAGACCUUAAGAUAGCUGAAUUGCAAAAAUGUUAACACUUAGCAAAAUAACUGGCAUAUGCAUUUUAUUUAUACUGUGCACUAGCAGCUUGGCUGAGGAAAUACCUCGUGAAAAGCGUCAAACUGGCAAGUUGCACAUAACGCUGCUAUACGAAUCACUUUGUCCGGAUAGUCGCAAGUUUAUGCGUCAGCUGGGACCAGUUCAUGAAGAAUUGGGAUCCUAUAUAGACAUUGAGUUGGUUCCCUUUGGAAAAUCUGCAUCUCAGUUCAAUGGUGCCUUAUUCGUUUGCCAGCAUGGGCCCGCCGAAUGUGAGGGUAAUCGUCUGCAAGGCUGUGUCAUCAGUAGUACCAACAAUCAGGCAGCUCAGGUGAAAUUUGUUGUUUGCCAAAUGUUUGCCUCAGAUUAUGCAAAUGCCGAAAAGUGUGCCGAGCAGACAAAUCUGCUAACGGACGUGGAGCACUGCAUGACGACCGAGACGGGCACCAAGCUGCAACUACAAGCUGAGGCUAUAACCAAGCGUUAUCAGCCAAGCUUUGUACCCACCAUCGUCUACAAUCAUGUAUUCAAUCAGCAGCUGCAGGACCAGUCGCUGAAAAAUUUCCGGGGCACCGUCUGCUAUUUGUUGCGUCAACAGAUCUCACUGCCCGAUAAUGUUUGCUAAUAAAAAAAACUCCAGUGUACAUGUGCAUUUCUCAAUAAAUAAAAAUAUGCGUAUUGCAUAUAAAUGCUGCUCCAAAAUGUGACAACUCUAAACUGGUUUCGUGCAGAACCAAUAAACAUGCGCAAUUCCAAAUUAAUGCAGACUCCGUACAAAAAAGAGUCCACAAGCCA
Drosophila busckii is the source of this 952-nucleotide messenger RNA. RefSeq names its product GILT-like protein 1. Gene Ontology annotation, molecular function: oxidoreductase activity, acting on a sulfur group of donors, disulfide as acceptor. The record is from RefSeq and is a predicted model, not a curated record. The transcript has 5 exons. NCBI's taxonomy places the organism in Eukaryota, Metazoa, Arthropoda, Insecta, Diptera, Drosophilidae. Bases 150 to 782 code for a protein of 210 amino acids.